AAAAAGAAAAGGGGAGCAGCCAACCGAGAGGCGGGCCGUUCACAUUUUGAACUGAGUCCUACACGCCCACACCACACGCCCCGCUUUGACACUACAGUCAGUCCUCCAUUCACUUCCUCAACUCCUGUUACGUAACGCACCUUUCUUUUUCCCCUUCAAAGAAGAAUUUAUCCUUGUGUUUGCUUCUCUUGCCGCUUCUUUAUACCAACACAAAUUCCUUCUAUUGCUUGCAUCUUUCCCUCCGCUCUCCAAACCCUCCCGCUCUUCCUUUUUUCUUCCACUCUCAUGGCGAGCUGGAACGAAGAUCCCACCUCUACACCUCAGCCUUCGCAAUUUCACUUUCAUCUCCAAAAUCAAAGCCAAUCUUCUCCUUCUACUUCUACUCCUGAGAUUGAGAAUCCGCUCUUCUUUUCCUCUCUUCGUAAACCACAUCAUCCUCUUUCCUCUUCUCUUCCUCCUUCUAACACUCCUUUAGCUUUUCAAUUGCAUGCUGCUAACACGCAUUCGGCUUUCGCUAAACUCGAGUUGAAGCAAAAUAAUGAAAAAUACAAUCAUGAGACUAAGUAUAGUGGACAAGCAACCAUCCCUACUCGUAGCAAAUUGGUUACUGGUCAUACACUUGGUCCUUCGUCCGCCGCUGGCAGUGAGCGAAACAAUAGAUCAAAGGCUCCAAAAAAUGGCAAAUUAGGGAUUCAAAGAUCAAAUUCAGAGUCUCUUAAUGGUGUGAAUCCGGCUACUGGUUGUCGCUAUGACAGUUCUUUAGGCAUAUUGUCCAAGAAAUUUGUCAAGUUGAUCCAGGAGGCCAAGGAUUGCACCCUUGAUCUCAACAGAACUGCAGAUGUGUUGGAGGUCCAAAAGAGGAGAAUAUAUGAUAUUACAAAUGUUUUGGAAGGAAUAGCAUUGAUAGAAAAAACGUCAAAAAACCACAUACGGUGGAAGGGCUAUGACGGUUGUGGGCCAGAGGAGUUUGAUAAUCAUGUUAACAGAUUAAAGGCUGAUGUUGAAAGCUUACAUGCUGAAGAAUGCAGGGUCGAUGAAUCUAUAAGGGAAAAGCAAGAGCUUCUGAGGGCCCUGGAGGAAGAAGAAAAUAAAAAAAGGCAUCUCUUUUUGAUGGAAGGGGAUAUCACAAGCCUUCCAUGCUUCCAGAAUCAAAUGCUUAUUGCAAUAAAAGCUCCUCAAGCUAGUUAUCUUGAAAUUUCUGAUCCCAAUGGGAAUAUUGGUCCUCCUCAGUAUAAGAUGAUUGUUAGAAGCAACACUGGACCAAUUGAUUUGUACCUCUUAAGCAAAUACCAAAAACAAGACAAGGAUGUAGCUGUCAAACAAGUUAAACCACUGAAUCCAUCUGCUCAGAAAUGUGGUCCACACAGAAUGGAAACUGAAGGGCCAUCUUUAGAACCACAGCAUGAUAAAAAUAAUGUUGCUGAAAUGUUCAGCUUACCAUAUUCAGAGGAGUCUGGAAUUCAGAAGAUAAUUCCUUCAGACUAUGAUAUAGGUGAUGAUUAUUGGUUUCAAUCAAAUCCCGAAGUCAGCAUUUCAGAGUUGUGGGGGACCAGCAGUAAUUAGCAUCCAAAAAGUGAGAUUCAUUAAUUUACAAUUUUUGAAAUAGUUGAGCCUGUCAUAUAAUUUGAAGGUCUAACUUAUUAUCAGCCAGGACAAUUCAUGCGUUUACAUACUUUCUACAAUCAACAGCGAGGAUUUAGAUCUGUUAGAUGGCAUCCUUGAUGCCUCUGGGAAGAGUUGGUCACUAUUUUGGUUGUGCUGUUCAUAAGGUACUUGUAAGUGUAAAUUUUGUAGGUUUAUUUUUCAUUUUUAUUUUGAUAGAGUAUAGCUACUUCAAUUUUUUUUACCUUAAAUUAAUGCUAACCAUUUAAGAUAUUAGGAAAUGCAUAGCUAUGGAUGCUGGAUCUCGCCAGUUGUCUUUUAUCUCUAA
Molecule: messenger RNA, 1930 nt
Organism: Hevea brasiliensis (rubber tree)
Lineage: Eukaryota; Viridiplantae; Streptophyta; Magnoliopsida; Malpighiales; Euphorbiaceae
Product: transcription factor E2FC
Exons: 13
Coding region: 286-1563 (425 amino acids)
Biological process (GO): regulation of transcription by RNA polymerase II
Cellular component (GO): RNA polymerase II transcription regulator complex
Molecular function (GO): protein dimerization activity; RNA polymerase II cis-regulatory region sequence-specific DNA binding; DNA-binding transcription factor activity, RNA polymerase II-specific
Source: RefSeq, a predicted model, not a curated record